Messenger RNA from Penicillium daleae, 1521 nucleotides. RefSeq names its product Atg14 domain-containing protein. Gene Ontology annotation, cellular component: lytic vacuole; endosome. The transcript has 2 exons. The coding region runs from base 1 to 1521 and encodes 506 amino acids. Gene Ontology annotation, molecular function: SNARE binding. Gene Ontology annotation, biological process: SNARE complex assembly. NCBI's taxonomy places the organism in Eukaryota, Fungi, Ascomycota, Eurotiomycetes, Eurotiales, Aspergillaceae. The record is from RefSeq and is a predicted model, not a curated record.
AUGAGCUGCCUCAUAUGCAACUCUGCUCACUCCCGCCAGCCGUUCCUCUGCCCGACAUGCGCCCGCAAUCACCUCUACCCGCUACGUCUCGAGAAUACUCAGGUUCUAUUGGAGAAAGAGAGCCUAGGUCGUCAGAUAGAGCUCCUUGCCUCCCAUGAGGCAUCUCAGAAGUCACGGUUGACACCCAGUGAGGGGCUUUCCGACGAUUCGAAGAGCUGGGCUCUCCAGACGAUCUCCAGUCGCCAGGCUGCCUCGUCCUCCAGGAGAGAGAAUCUCAGUCGGCAGAUUGAGAAACUCAAAAAGGAUCUCAAGGCUAAAAGGGCAGACAUUUCUGAGCGCGAGACAAUCUUGUCCCGUAGGCGCUCCGAUGCUGAAUCUGCUCUGUAUCAGCUCGGGGAGCGGGAGGCUACCAUCUUGACGGGCGUUGAGAACACUACCAAACGGACCGAGCAUCUUUGGCACAACCUCCAUAGCAAGACCGCCGAGGCACGCAUCUUUCUCUGUCGGGAAGUGGCCCACCUAUACGGCCUGCGACAGAAGACCUCGAGGAAGGGUGAUGGUCGGCAUAGCUAUGUGCUUGGUGGCAUAGCAAUCGUGCCACUCCCGCUCAAAUAUCUACCUCGCUCGCCAAUAUCGCCCACCUGUUGGUCCUCGUUUCACAUUAUCUCUCCCUUAGACUCCCUGCGGAAAUUACUCUGCCUCACCGGAACCAUCCUACUCCCACCAUAUAUUCCUUCGCUGCAUCAUAUAAUUCACGAGAUUCCUCUGAUGGGUCCGACACCACCCAUCCUUCGACACCCAGUCCAGCGGCAUCCAGAACGGAACCACGCACCCAACCCCGGCCCAGACCGCUUUUCAUUGACAAACCUCUCCCCCCGCCUGGCUAAAGAAGAUCCCGGAACUUAUGCACUUUUCUUGGAGGGCGCUUCACUCCUCGCAUGGGAUGUAGCCUGGCUGUGCAGAACCCAGGGGAUCAACUUGACAUCAGACUCCUGGGAAGAAGUUUGCAACAUCGGGAAAGGCAUGUGGCAACUGUUAGUUGCCCCGCCUGCUCAAACAUCCACCUUGAUGCGAGCAUUUGCUGGACGGGAUACCCAGGCAAAGAUGAAAACCGCCAAAGACGCUCCUCAAACUACGAUCCAACGCACCAAAUCAUUCCCAAUGCUUGGCCAUUAUUCCCACGGCACGGUACAUUCAUUCAUCGCGGCCUCCGAGGGUGUUGAGUUUAUGCGUACUUGGAAACUGUCAACACCAACGAAGAUCGUGGAUAAGCUCAAGGCCAAUCUUCUUGGGGAGAUGGCAAGUGCUGAAUGGGAGGUCUUGGAAGAAAAAGAAUGGUUUGACGGGAAUGUGGAACCCAAUCAACCACCGGAUUCUCAGAAUCCACCGAGCCCUUCGCCCAAUUCUCAUGCUGAAUCGGCUGAGCAAAGCGCAGAAGAUCAGCAAGCACCUGUACAGACGACGAAUGAUAGUCGUCGGCCGAAAGGUACAAGUGGAUGGACGAAAUUGAAUAGUAGAUAG